This is a messenger RNA of Nilaparvata lugens (brown planthopper), 804 nucleotides long. RefSeq names its product protein phosphatase PHLPP-like protein. NCBI's taxonomy places the organism in Eukaryota, Metazoa, Arthropoda, Insecta, Hemiptera, Delphacidae. The transcript is spliced from 4 exons. Bases 47 to 763 code for a protein of 238 amino acids. The record is from RefSeq and is a predicted model, not a curated record.
UUUGCAGAAAGACUGUACAGGACUGUACGAGCCUCACCACAAUGGAAUGAUGGAUGGUGAUUGUGAUAGAUCUUCGCCGAGUGGGCAAAGUGAUCAGGCCAGCAGUGGAAGAACUAUUCUCUGUCACAAUGAACGUUACCAGCAAUCGUCAGCAAGACAUUACAAUGCUUCAGAAAAGAGUGAUUUCAUCAGUCCAAGGAAUUAUCAAUCGGUUUUGAUGCAUGAGAAUGGCACAAGGAAAAUGUCCACAUCAAAAAAAGUUCCCGAUGUCUACAAUAAUGACAAUUUUGCUGAUUGUGAGGAGACAUCAUCUGACAGAUCAGGAACACACCUCUCCGAAGAGCAGUAUCGAUGUUGGGAGUACAUGCUCGAGCAGAACACUCAACUGCUUUUCGACAAGGAGCUUGACACACUAUCCAGGGGUUUCGUUCGUAGGUCUGUACCAUCCAGACCAGGACUUUGGGUUAGAGCCAAAAGCAAUCCACACAUCGCAGCUGAUCUCCAUCAACAACCACUUCUCACAAGACAAUUCGGCAGUGCUCGUUCAUUUCAACAGCAAACUACAGGACGAGUGAACAACAACAGAAGAGGACUGAGUGGUGGACCCAAUGCUGCCUAUUUCGGAAGCCUGCAACGCCUGAUGCCCUAUCAUAUGGACUACGAUUUUGCAGUGAUACGAGAAAGGGCCGACUCAAAUACUGAUUCUCUCGAACAUGAUGAUCGAAUGCAAAAGUAUUGGGAUGUUACAACCACAGAACUGUAAAUAGAUAGUAUAUUGUUUGUAAAUAAAAACAUCAAAUAGAA